GUAUUGUACUGUAAGCAAUUUUGUUUUGGUUUUGUUUAUUUUCUCAUUUCUGUCUCUUGACUAAAAUAAUAACUCGCGUGACUUGUUUCUUUAUUAGCUACUAAUAUGUUUAGCAAGGUAAUAAUCUGAUAUUAAUAAUUAACCUGUGAAUUGUGCAAUGGCACCCGGAAAAAAGAGUGCCCGAGGGAAACAUUCCAACAACCAACACGUUGAGAAAAACUAUGCAGAAAGACUUGAAGAUUUGAGUGUUCAAUCAUCGGAGGAGAGCGGAGCUAGUACAGAUUCUGAUGAUGAAGGCGUGGAAGCCACUUUUGUGGUAAGCAUGUGGGAUUUAAACCAUUGCGACCCAAAGAAAUGCUCCGGCAGAAAACUUUUAAGGCAUAACCUCAUAAAGAAUUUGAAACUCGGUCAGAAGUUUCAAGGACUUGUUUUAUCACCGGUAGGAACACAGUGUGUCAGCCCAAACGAUAAAGAUAUUAUAGAAAAGUAUGGUUUGGCUGUCAUUGAUUGUUCUUGGGCUAAAAUUGAUGAGACACCAUUUGGUCGAAUGAAGUCACCUCAUCCUAGAUUGCUACCAUUUCUGGUUGCAGCAAAUCCCAUAAACUACGGAAAACCAUACCAGCUCAGCUGCGUUGAAGCUUUAGCGGCAGCUAUGUAUAUCACAGAACAUAAAAAGGAAGCAAAAUUUUAUUUAUCAAAGUUUUCAUGGGGACAUUCGUUUCUAGAACUCAAUUCUGAAGCGUUAGAUAUGUAUGCAAGUUGUACAGAUAGUAAAAGUGUUCUUGAAGCGCAGACUAAAUAUUUGGAGUCAGUAGGAAAUGAAAAAGAUACAAGAAACAUGUGGCCAUCUAGUGACUCUGAAACAGAGAGUGAAUCAAGUAAAUAAGUGUUUUUAAUUUAGUUUUUU
Maniola jurtina (meadow brown) is the source of this 907-nucleotide messenger RNA. Its product is annotated as 18S rRNA aminocarboxypropyltransferase. The transcript is spliced from 2 exons. Gene Ontology annotation, biological process: maturation of SSU-rRNA. Bases 158 to 886 code for a protein of 242 amino acids. The record is from RefSeq and is a predicted model, not a curated record. Lineage: Eukaryota; Metazoa; Arthropoda; Insecta; Lepidoptera; Nymphalidae. Gene Ontology annotation, molecular function: rRNA small subunit aminocarboxypropyltransferase activity.